UACCACGAUCCGGAAUCGCGUCGUGGAAGCCAGUCGUUGCUCGAUCGUCCGCGACGCUCGGAUAGAUAAAAAAAGGAUUGAAAGAGAUCGCGACGACGGGGCGGGCCCGCGGUUCGCGCGCAGUUUCGAAGCCGUACCCCCCGCGAAAUAACGUGCGCGAUCUCGCGCAGAUCUCGCCGUUGGAUCGCCUCUGCGCACCCGCAUUCCUCUCGGAACCGCGUGGAUCUUCACGGAAUUUCAAUCACGUCACUGAAAACUCGUCCCUUCUUCCUAUCGUCCGUGCCAACUGGUACGAGUUACUGCUGCUCCUGUUUCUGUCAAAGGGCACGGUUGACACAUCCAGAGCACAAAUCAAUUGACGCAAAAUGACGGGUACUUUCACACGGAGGUCGACUUAACGCCGUUCCAGGAUGUACGCCGAGUGGCAAAAGGGUGAGCUGGUGUGGUUCGACCCCGGCGUCGGCCACGUGUUGCCAGGCGAAGUACUGGAAUACCACAGAGCCGCCAAUGUACUUUCGGUCCAAGCAGUGAUCGCCGGCAAGCCGCAAGUCUUCACUCUCACCAACCUGAGCGGAGUGAGGCCCAGGCAGGACUUAGGUCAAAAUGGCGUGGAGGACAUGAUUCAGUUGACGGAUCUGAACGAGGCGUCGUUAUUAUGGAACUUGAAGAUCCGUUACGACAAGGAACUAAUUUAUACGUACACAGGAAGUAUCCUCGUGGCGGUGAAUCCAUAUAAAAUGUUCGACAUUUACGGACUGGAUCAAGUGAAGCUUUAUGAGGGACGGAUCCUUGGUACACUCCCACCGCAUUUAUUCGCCGUGGGUUCCUCCGCGUACAGUCAGGUGACUGCAGCCAAUAACUCCAGUGCCAAUCAGGUUGUCGUCAUUUCCGGCGAGUCCGGCUCGGGAAAGACGGAGUCCACGAAGUUGGUGAUGCAAUAUCUCGCGGCCGUCAAUCGCGCGCCGAACAAUCUCGUAACCGAGCAAAUCCUAGAAGCGACGCCGCUCCUGGAGAGCUUCGGAAAUGCGAAAACGCCGCGUAACGACAACAGCAGUCGAUUCGGGAAGUACUUGGAAGUUCACUUCAGAGACGGCGCGAUCGUAGGCGGUAGAAUAACGCAGUAUCUUCUAGAAAAGAGUAGAAUAGUAACUCAGGCUUCGGAGGAGAGAAACUACCACGUGUUCUAUGAACUUCUAGCUGGUCUCGAUCAGCAACUCAGGGAUAAAUACGGUCUGCUUACACCGGACAAAUAUUUUUAUUUAAAUCAGGGUGGAAACUGCCAGAUCGAUGGCAAGAGCGAUGUGCAGGAUUUCAAGGCGCUCUUGUCGGCCAUGCAGGUUCUCGGCUUCUCGGUUCUCGGCUUCUCGUCCGAAGAGCAGGACACGAUCUUCAAGAUUCUAGCCAGCGUGUUGCAUUUGGGGAACGUAUACUUUCACCGGAAGCAAAUGAGGCACGGCCAGGAAGGUGUGGAAGUCGGUUCCGACGCUGAAAUACGCUGGGCGGCGCACCUUCUUCAAGUGAAUUCCGAUGGCAUCAUCCGAGCACUUACUACCAAGACGACAGAAGCAAGGAACGAGAGAGUUUUCACGGCUUUGAAUAUCGAUCAAGCCCUGGAUGCCAGGGACGCUUUCGCAAAAGCUCUGUACAGUUCGCUCUUCUCGUGGCUAGUUGCGCGCGUCAACCACAUCGUCUACAAGGGCACGAAGCAGACAGCUGCCAUUCAGACAGCUGCCAUUUCGAUCCUUGACAUCUUUGGCUUCGAGACUUUCACGGAGAACAGUUUUGAACAAUUAUGUAUCAACUAUGCGAACGAGAACCUGCAGUUCUAUUUUAACAAGCACAUCUUCAAGCUCGAGCAACAGGAAUAUGCGAAGGAGAAGAUUGACUGGACUACCAUCAAUUACACGGAUAACUUGCCGGUCAUCCAUCUGAUCGCGAAAAAGCCAGUCGGAAUUCUUCACUUGCUGGACGACGAGAGCAAUUUCCCCAAAGCGACGGAUCUUUCUUUCUUGGAGAAAUGCCAUUACAAUCACGCGCUAAGUGAGCUGUAUUCCAGACCCAGGAUGAGCUCCGCCGAGUUCGCGAUCAGGCAUUAUGCCGGACAAGUUUGGUACAAUGUGGAAGGCUUUUUAGAUAAAAACAGGGAUACCUUGAGACCAGAUGUCGUCGAGUUGUUGAUCAGCAGCAAGAUCUCGAUGGUUAGCAAGAUGUUCCAGCAUGUCAGAACCACGCAUGAAGCUAACAAAACUAUGAACAAGCCGAAUGGCAGAUUUGUCACUAUGAAACCGAGAACCCCGACUGUUUCGGCUCGAUUUCACGACAGCCUCCAGCAGCUCUUAGAAUCUAUGUCUCAAUGUAAUCCGUGGUUUGUCCGUUGCAUCAAGCCGAACACCGAGAAAGCACCGAUGAAAUUCGACAUGCCCUGCGUGCUGGAACAAUUAAGAUACACGGGCAUGUUGGAGACGAUUCGCAUCAGAAAAACCGGCUAUCCGGUUCGCCUUUUGUUCGGACACUUUGUGGAUCGGUAUCGUUACCUUGUCUCAACGCAUUUGCCUAGAGGUGCGCCCAACAAGGAGCUCUGCAGAAUAAUUUUGGACAAAGCGGCUCCGAAAGAAGCACAGUCGCAGUAUCAACUCGGACUCACGCGAGUGUUCUUACGCGAAUCGUUGGAGAGAGCUCUGGAGUAUAACAGAGCAUUGAUUCUAGAGAGAGCGGCCAUUACAGUCCAAAGAUACACAAGAGGCUUCUUGGCACGCAGAAGAUUCCUCAAUAUUUCCCGAAGCACAGUUUUGAUACAGGCGGUGUAUCGCGGUUACCGUGAACGUAAGCAGUUCCGCGCGAUGAAAAAGGGUGUCCUGAUGGCGCAAAAGUUAUACAGAGGUAGAAAGCAACGAGAGAUAUUCAAGGUAUUGAAGGAUGAGAUGGUGAAGAGAGCGGAAAUCGAGAGAGCCAGCAAGGAGCGGGCGAAGGCGAAGCAACAACGAGAGGAGCAGGAGAGGACAUCGCGAGCUGUCGCUGGUGUAAACCACUUGGAGAUUCCCGCAGAACUAGCCUUUAUCUACAGCAAACUCGAUGAUUGGCAGCCCACACACACCGAGCGAAAUCUCCUCAAGGUGGUCGGCCAAGUCAUCCCGAUGAACUAUACGUACAAUCUGCCGCCCGACAUCGAUCAGUAUCAGUUCUCGAAGUUCACCAACAUUUAUUUCAAGAGUCACAUCUUCGGGAUGAAACGCGAGCCGAUCAAGACGCCAUUCCUAGCGAAGGCUCGCGAUCAGGAUUACACUGAUUCCCUGAUGAUUUUUAAGAUGAUAUUGCGCUUCAUGAAUGAGAGUAAUCUUAAUGGCAAACGCGAACAGGCGUUGGGCGAUUACAUCGUUAACAAGGGUAUCGUGAACGAGAAACUGAGGGACGAGAUACUGUGCCAGUUGGCUAAUCAAACUUGGAAGAAUGAAAACGACGCUAACAAGGAAAGAGGAUGGCUGCUGCUAUCCAAUUGCUUGUCGGCGUUCCAGCCCAGUGCCACGCUCUUCAAGUAUUUUCUGAAAUACGUCUCCGAUCAUGCCUACGACGGCUAUAAGGCUUACUGUCAACGCAAAUUGUUACAAGGCGAGAGGACGGUAUACCGUAUGAUGAAUAAUAAUCAGCAAACGGUGCAUCAGGUGCCCAGGAAUUAUCCGCCGUGCGUCCUAGAAUGGCGAGCCAACAGAAAUCGCGUAAAUAUGGCGCUCAACGUUGGCUUCUACGACGGCGAAACAACUACAUGCGCAAUAGAUUCCUGGACGACGUGCGAAGAGUUGGCUAAUCUCGCGGUUCGGAAUCACGGGGUAGAAAACUCCGGCUGGACUAUCACACUUUGGAAUCAAUUGGACGGCCCGGAUGCUAUCGUGACGGAGACCAACGGUUUCGACUACGUCCUAGAUUUGAUCUCGGAGAUGGAAUUGGCGCCAGCUUUCCCCGCUGCUAAGCAUAUGUUUUUGGAACAACGCAAGAACAGUUUGCCGCCUAUAAAAAAACGAGAGCAUGCUCAAGUUAUUCGGGAGUUGGAACAAGAGAUGGAAAUCCCUAUCCUAAAAACUUUCCAGCCUCUGGAAAGAAAACCAGUGCCAAAAGUAGUUGACAAGUCCGUUGAGCUGGAUAUUCAGGUACCGAGACGGCCAAUAGUUCCUCCGCCGCAGCCACCCGUUACGAAACCACCCAUGCGAAAGCAAUCGCACGAGGUCAUUCUGGAGACGACAGAAAUGGGAUUAUCAAGAAAAUCUGCCUUGAACGACCGCUAUUUCGAGAAGGAGAAGCAGCGUAGCCGAAGUUUGGACAACCUGCUUCAGUCGGAAGUCAUGCCUUCGCCAGUAAAACUCGCCAAUCUCGGGCUUUCUUCAUCUAAGUUGAAUGAACGGUAUCACAGUCUGGAAAGAAUUGGUGAGACUCCGGCGGUCAGUAACGUUGAGUACAUGACGCGUACCGAGCUCCCGCAAGAGAGGAAGUACAGCAGGGUCACAAGGACGACGGAGCCCAACAUUGAGGAGGAGGAUCUCACGAUUGACUUUGAAUACCCGGAUAUUCAGUCCGUUAGUCAAACCGGAAGAUCGGAAGAUGAUAAGAGCUACAUAAGGUCGCAGACCAGGUUCAUCAAGUCGCAAUAUCCUGGCAAGCGCGCGCUGCCGGGAAGCCAGUCUAGUCGCGCCUACAUCGAGAAGAGCGAAUACGGAGUAAAAUCGUCCGCCAUGUCCGACACCAGCGAGGCGCCUUCUUUGGCGUCGCAUGUGCGACGCGUAAGGGUGCCCAGCCAAGCUUCCGACGUGGACCAGUUCCUGGAUGAGCUUUUUAUGCCUGUGUUGGACGGCAAUCUCGACGAACUGUCGGAUGCACGCAGUUUGGCUGCUUCGAUAAAAGGUUCACACGAUACCAGGCCAUCCGACGACCAAUCAGUUCUCGAAAAUCUACGAAAAAUUAAUACACAAGCUACUAAAAAUGCAACGGUAGAUGACUUCAUUGAGGGGAUGCUGGCAGAUAGUAAAACAAUAAACAUCAGCGCGGGCGAACUGUCUAAAAGAAUUAUGGGAGGCGGCAAUAUGGACAUUCCUAAUCAAAAUGCGGCCUUCAAUUUCAGUCCCAUUGCACAAAGUAUGAUGUCACCGCCCAUGAUGAUGCCCAUGUUCAACCAUAAUCAGCAGGUUCCGUCCGGCCAGAAUUCCAGCAUGAGCAUGGGCGCGAGUUUUAUGCCCAUUCCGAUCUACAGCAUGCAGGGACUAAGCUUACCUCAAUAUCCCAAUUCGCCACCCGGUCAGAGCAAUGACGUGAUGGCGUAUCAACAGAAUCUCCAGCGAGCCUUCCUGCAGAGCGCAAUGGCGCAGAACAUUCAAAUACAGCAGCAGUUGCUGGCACAGAAUCAGGCUCUGCAGCAAUUGUUGGUCCAGAGUCCACAAAAUUCGACACAGCAACCGAGCAUGGUGUUACCCGCUGGCCCCUCAAGCAUGAAUCUUGUUCCCCCAGCCCCCCCAAUCGGUGCCCAUAUGGGGCCCAAUGAUUCUAUCGGACGUUACUCCAAGGUCUCAUUUAGAGAACCUGACGACGGUGAAUUAUGGUCAACUGAGAAACGAGGAACCUCCUUGUUAACUUCCACUCCAACAAAUCAGAGGCAAGAGACGAUGACGAUAAAAGCCCAAAUUCAUCGAUCCCAGAGUCCGUCCAGAAAGAAUGCUGAGACCAACAGAAAGACGAGUAUCGAUUACACGCGAAAGAUAAGCACGGAUCGAAAGAUGGUGGACAGAAAAGCGUCGUCGUCACAGGCGGACAUGAAGAGAACCAAUUUAAAUAAAAAUAACGUACAAAACAACUUUACUAAUGUACUUAGCGAAUUGAAGAAUAGGAAAAGCAGCGUAGACAGCAAUCUUUCAAUGAACAAUAGCAAAGGCGUUCCACCACCCCCGCCGAUGCCUCCGCCAUUGGAGUCUCACGAUCCUUCCGAAUCUAGACCGUUCAUCGAUCCGUACGGCAGAGCGAAGACAGUACGCAUUGGAAAAUGGAGGUGGCCACCGCCUAGCGACUCAAACGAGAAUCAAGGACAAGACAGUUUCAUAGAAUUCAAAAUGCGUCAGCAGCAACAGCAACGCAAGUUAACGCCACAGUAUCAAGAAUACGACCAAGGCGAAGGCGAGGCUACGACUGAAGGCGGCGUCGAGUGGGAAGAGUUCGAGAUUGAGAACAUCGUCAGCAAUGAAGAUCGAUCUAUAAAUGCGCAUCCGUCAACGACCGCGGCAAAACACGAGAAUGGAUACAAAGAAGAAGGGGAGAAGAAGAAGAAGAAAUCAAAAUCGGCUUUAGAAGUAGGCGCUCAGAGGCCAUCACCUGGAAGCAUAGGGAAGUUGAAGCUUAGCUCGGAGAUGAGACAGAGAUUGGAGAAGGUAACGGCGAAUCAUAGCGUGAGAUCCACGAAAACGGCGGAGAAACCCGCUCUCCCGCGAGAAGAUGGAAAGGUUAAACGUUUAGAAGAUAACAGGAAGCUUCUGUUGGAACAGCAACUGGGUGGCAGGUGGGACGAUUAUGCUUCCACCAUUGAUGACACUCAAAGCGUUACUUCUAAAGGCACAACCGACAUGAUGACGCAAGCUCAGGUGGUGAGGACACAGAUCGAGAGAAUGGAACGGCCUGUACCACCCCCACCGCCCAUUACGCCGCCGCAGCCACCGAGUCCAAGAGGCGGCAGUGUAUACAGCAACAGCCAAUCGGGCGUACCUCAACCGCGAUCUCCACCAGCGCCAAUCGAGCCGAAAACACGCGACUCUUUUCGCACGUCUCCGGAUUCUGAAGCCUACGAUCACUUUCCGAAGAAUCAGAUGUUCAGCCAAAGUCGCGAUAUCUUUGCCUCGCAGCAACAUUUGCGCGACGGUCACGAUUACCGAAACGACUUCGACAAGGCACGCGCUCAGGACAUCAAGUCCAAGGACUUCUACGGCAAGGAUAGCACUGAUCUGGCAAGUUCGGCGCGUGAUCGCAGCUCCGACUUCGACUCGCGCCGCGAUCUCAGUUCCGAGCUCUUUGACUCCAAGUACGCGUUCGAUGGAUCGACCGGGAAGCGCGAUCCAUUUGGCAUGACCCGGGACGUAUCUCCCAAAUCCCGCGAUAGCUUUGGGAUGCCGUCGCCGCGUGACUUCGGUGUGAUCCCGAACACGAGAGAAUCUUUCACUGUCGCACGGCAGAGCUUCAACAAGCUGGAUCGGGACGUGGACAGGCGAUCGAGCGUAGCUUCGACCCACCGCACCGACAAGAUGGAGAGGAUCGAGAUUGAGGAGUGGCCAGAGUUUCUCAAGCCAGUGUUACCGCCAGCAGACAAGCCGGAAAUCGAGAAGGCUCAGGAGAUGAUGAAUACCAAGCUUUAUCCGCAAACCUCCAACGCGCAUUUCACGUACAACAGAGUCACGUGGACUCUAAGGGUUAAGAAAGAGGUCUUUGCGCCUAACGAGACGUUGAACAGUCCUCUGGCAUUGCACCUGGUGUUCUGCCAGGUCGCAUACGACGUACUGGCAACUUCUAGCAUAAGAAUCACCAAGGAAGACCGACAAAACAUGUUGAAGAUGCUGGACAACUAUGGCGUCACUCUGGAUAAUCUUCAGAGCACGCAACACAAGAUAACAAUUAAAAAGAACAUCGUGGAUAUGGCGAAGCAAUGGCCCUUGUACUUUGCCCGAAUAUUUCCAGUAUCAAUCGGUCCUCAACACCCGGAGACGCAGCACGUGGCGGUGUCGCAUCACGGACUUCGGUUUAUCAAGCGCACGCUGAACGGUGAUCUGAUCAUUCUGGAGACUCUGCCGCUGGAAGACAUCGUCUCCGUGAACUCUGCCAGAUCGGGUGUCUGCGUGCUGCAGGUCGCGUCGGGAGUUAGACUACCCCUACACACGAAUCGCGCCCCGCAGUUAACGGAGAUGAUCGGCAGAUACAUCAGGCUGAUCGAUCAUAAACCACACCAGAGGAUCAAUCAUCAUGAGAAUCACGUGUCCCAAAUCACAAAGACGAUUCAGUCGCAGGCGAAUCAUGCGAAUCACAUUCAACCCCACAACCAUUCCAAUCACGUAAUAUCCGAACACGAGAAUCACGUGCCGAUCGGGCGCGUGUCCAACCACGUGUCGGCCGUCAACCAGGCGAACCAUCAGAAGAACUUGCAAAACCAGCGGCUGAGCCCGAACCAGGAGUGGCGGCAGCCGGACGACAAUGUCCGACUCCAGGAGGACGGCAUCUACGAGACCGGACCGGUGGUCAACGACGGCAAACAUUCCCUCUUGCAGUACGCCAUGCUGAAUUUCCGUCAAAGCACAGAAAAAUUCGAAAUGUUGAAAACCGCGGACGGGUCAAUCAGCGGAUCCCUUAAGGUGAUAGAAUCGUUGAAGAGCAAGAAGAAGAAGAAGGGCAAAGGUCAGCAGGACGGCACCGAGUGGACCUGGAAGGAACAAGUGGACCUGGUCAAGUAUUCCACCGUCCCUAUCGAGCAGAGUCUGCUCAGGCUGGACGGCGAUCUCAGCCUUUUAGCCGUGGAGUGCUUCCUGUGCCUGAUGAGGUACAUGGGGGACCAGCCAUUGCCGCCUGAGACCAGCGAGGUCAAAUGCGUCUACACCAUCCUCAUGCACUGUCACAAAUACGAGCAGCUGCGCGACGAGGUUUACUGCCAGCUGAUGAAGCAGACUACCAAUAACAAGAGCCCGAAUCCGGAGAGCUGCCAGCGCGGCUGGCGAAUCUUCAGCAUCAUUGCCGCCUAUUUCACUUGCAGCGAAGGCCUCAGACCCUAUCUGACCAAGUACCUCGAGACGGCGGCGUACGACAAGCGUCGCGCUUACCACGGCACCGCGAUGGUGUGCCUGCAGAACCUGCGGAAGACCGUGAAAUACGGCGGGCGCAAAAACGUGCCCAGCGUGGAGGAGAUCAUGGCGAUCAGCGCGGGCAGGAACGCGAAGAGGCAGAUCUACCGACUACCAGGCGGCACUGAGCGGGUCAUUAACACGAAAUGCACGACGGUCGUGCAGGACGUUAUUGAGGAGAUGUGCAAUGUCAUCUCCGUGAGAAACCCGCACGAGAUGGACGAGUUCUCGCUGUACUGCAUCGUCGACGGCGACGCGUUCACCAUGCCGUUGGCCAGGGACGAAUACGUUCUGGACGUAACCACGGAGCUCCAAAAAAACCAUCAGAUGUUCUAUCUAAUAUUCUGCAGAUCCGUUUGGUACUAUCCUCUGCGACUGGAUGCAGCGUUGUACAUAGAAGUCGUAUUUAACCAAAUCGCUCCCGAUUACUUGGAGGGACUCUUACUAGUCCUACCUGGAGAACAUUUACCUCAAGAAAUAAUUUAUGACAUGGCGCAAAUAGCGGCGCUGCUACACAGAGCGGCUGACAUGGCACACGAACCCGCGACGAAGGAGAUUAAAUAUCUGUUGCCAAAACCAGCGCUCAGCCUGAGGGAGCCCAGGCCGCAACAGUGGUCGAACAUGGUCCAGCAAGCCUGGAACAACGUUCAGCACUCUUCGGCGGCUGUCUGCAAGGCACAGGUGCUCGAAAUACUGUCCAAGUGGCCGCUUUUUGGCUCGAGUUUCUUCGCGGUAAAGAGGGUGCCCGAGGGCAAGGAAAAAGGCGCCGAUCAUAUUCUCGCUCUUAAUCGACAUGGAGUGCACUUCAUAGAUCUGAUCACGCAUGAGACACUGUACCAUUACCCCUACUCCGAAGUGAUCUCCACCAGGAAGGUCAAGUCCGAGGAGGGCACGCUCUACCUCGACAUGAAGUGCGGCAAUCUGAUGCAGCAGCGUAUCACUAGGCUGCAGACGGAGCAGGCCCAUGAAAUCUCCCGCCUCAUCAGGCAGUACAUCACUAUGGAACAGAGGACGUCCAACGUUCAAGGUGGAGCCGGCAUCGGGCUCGGCAUGAGAUAAGUUUCUUUGCGACGCGACGUUCCUCCUUCGCGACCGAUAUCCGAUCCGGAUCAGUCAAUCUGCAGGGCGGUAACCAAGCCCUCGAUUAAUGUAGCAUAGCGCGAGCCCAUGAGAUUAAUGUAGCCAAUGUAAAUCGCGGUAUUGUCCUUAACAUGACCUGCGUAAAAUACUGACCUUUGAGGUUCGAGCUACAUCGGAUACCAAGUAGGAUAAAUCCGUUCCAACGUAUCGGCCCGCGUCCUGACGAACAACGGUGCGACUGAUCCGUCAUCAAGGAUAUUCGUAGGACUUGCUAGAAGGGGGAAUCGUGAAGAAAGAAAAAAACGAAUGCUCAAGUAUCUAAAUCGUCCAUAUCGGAUGACUUGAAACGAUGGACUUGUAUAGCAUUUAUUUAUACGUUUUAAGGAGUUCAUAAAGAGAACAGACAAGGAAUAAUUGGUACUUUCAACAGUUUGGACGUUGACUGUGAGGAAUAAAUGCGAAUAUAGAAAUUACAUCUAUCAUGGCAGUGUAAUAUUAACAUUGAUAUUAACACGCGUCCCCGAUGAGUGUUGAACAGGUGAACUAACCAUGCAGCGAUUAUAUAUGUAAUCAUCAGAUUAUUAAUAAUAAUUGUACGUAUAUGCAUAUAGAGGAGUACGAGAUGUGAACGAAGAUAUUAACUUUAUAUUGAAAUUUUUACGUGUAAAAAAA
Molecule: messenger RNA, 10598 nt
Organism: Solenopsis invicta (red fire ant)
Lineage: Eukaryota; Metazoa; Arthropoda; Insecta; Hymenoptera; Formicidae
Gene: Myo10A
Product: unconventional myosin-XV
Exons: 34
Coding region: 411-9905 (3164 amino acids)
Cellular component (GO): myosin complex; cytoskeleton
Molecular function (GO): protein binding; cytoskeletal motor activity; ATP binding
Source: RefSeq, a predicted model, not a curated record